Closterium sp. Yama58-4 is the source of this 2730-nucleotide messenger RNA. The record is from the annotation of a GenBank genome assembly. NCBI's taxonomy places the organism in Eukaryota, Viridiplantae, Streptophyta, Zygnematophyceae, Desmidiales, Closteriaceae.
AUGGCCACCCCCAGUGUUCUCACCUUUGACGCUGAGGGUCGGGCUGUUGACUUUGAGGUCUGGAUAGAUGAUCUGCAGCUCUUCCUACAGUGCGAUAGGGCAGACGGUCUCUCCCUCUUUGACCUCACUUCUGGUGCCUCUCCUGCCCCUGCUGCUGAUGCUGACCCCACUGUUCGCUCACAGUGGGCCACGCGCGAUGCUGCUGCCCGCCUUGCUGUGCGCCACCACUUGCCGACCGCUGAGCGUGCGCACUUUAGCCAGUACAAGAGUGCUAAGACCUUGUACGACGCUGUAGUUGCACGCUACUCUUCCCCUGCCACUGCUGCACUUAGCCGCCUCAUCCUGCCGUACCUUUUCCCUGACCUCGCCGCUUUUCCCACUGUCGCUGACCUCAUUACGCACCUUCGCACUAGUGACACUCGCUACCGCGCUGCGCUUCCUGCUGAGUUCUGCGCCAAGAACCCCCCCCCCAUGUACAUCACCCUCUACUACAUAGUCACCCGGCUCCCUGACACCCUUCGCCCGGUUAGGGACCACUUCCUCUCUGUUUGCCCCACCACCCUCACCGUUGACCUCCUCGAGGAGCGCCUUCUAGCGGCAGAGAAGAGCAUAGUCGCUGUAGGAGCCUCUCGUGGUGACCCUCGUGCCCCUGUCUUUGAGGGGUGCUCCCCCUCCCCCCUCUUGCCCUCUGUUGCCUCUGCUGCUGCGGCCGACCUCGUUGGUCUUGAGUCGGUCGCUGCGGCGUCUGCCCCUAGCGGGAGACGCCGCCCUGGCAAGGGCAAGGGGGGCAAGGGUGCUGGAGGAGCUGGAGGGGGCGGUGGAGGCGGCGGUGGAGGUGGUGGAGGGGGUGGGGGUGGCGGUGGGGGUGGUGGCGGGGGUGGGGGCGUCGGUGGCGGGACUGGAGGUGGAGGUGGAGGCGGCGGUGGCGGUGGGAGCGGAGGUGGCGGAGGUGGCGGUACUGGAGGUGGUGGCGGCGGUGGCGGUGGAGCUGGUCGGGGUGGCGCUGCGCAGAGGGUUGGCUCCGGUGGUGGUGCGCGCCAGCAGCAGCAGCAGCAGCGUACCCGUGAGACCCCUUCCCCCCAGCAGCUUCGUGAGUGGUACGCUGCUCGUCAGCGGGGCGGGGGUGCUGGCCCCUGCACCUACGUUCUCCGUACCGGCGACCGGGCGGGUGAGCAGUGUGGGGGCGCGCACCCCACCCAGCGCUGCUUCGGCCGUCUGACGGACGCGUGGCGCCACCAGUUCCCCGACGCUACUGAGAUCCCUCGCUGGGGCGAGCUGUCUAGGGCGGGUGUUGCGAUCUAUGAUCUUGAUUAUGAUGCUAUUCUUGCUGCCAUGUAUGCUGUGACUAUUAGUGAUGAGGGUGACUGUUACCGGUGUUUUCUACCUGACCCAGGCAUAGCGGUUGCUGCGCCAGGUACUUGUGAGGCUGCUGCUCUAGGUGCCAGUGCGUCUGCCGCCCCAGGUGCCGGUGAGUUUGCGCUCUCAGGUGCUGCGUCGUCACCGGACACCCACACCUUCACCCUUGACUCGGGUGCUUCCCGCUCCUUCUUUCGAGACUGCACCACUCUCACGCCGCUCAGUCGGCCUGUUGCGGUCUCCCUGGCGGACCCCUCUGGGGGUCCUGUCCUUGCUCACUACUCCACUGUCCUACCGUGUCCGGCGGUCCCGUCUGGCUCCCUGUCGGGUCUCUACCUCCCCUCGUUCUCUACGAACUUGGUGGCGGGUGCUGACCUCCAGGAUGCAGGAGUUGACCAGUUCACCCCUGCGCGUCAGCGGGUGACCCACUGCACUUGUGCGGACACGGGCCGCCACUUGGCCACGUUUGCUCGUCGGCCAGGGUCGAGCCUGUACACACUGACUACUGAGUCUCCUCCAGUCACUGAGUCUGCUCAGGUAGCAGCGUCGGGUCAGGUGUUUGCUGCGGCGUCCAGGUCUGGUCCUGAGUCUGCCCCCUGCUCGUGUCGUCUCCUGUCCCACCGGACUCUCCUCUGGCACCACCGCCUUGGUCACCCCUCCCUGCCUCGUCUUCGAGGCAUGGCUUCCCGUCUUCUUGUCUCCGGCCUCCCCCGGUCCCUCCCUCCCCUUCCUCCGGGGCCUGCCCCCACCUGCGUUCCCUGCGUUGAGGGGCGGCAGCGUGUUGCCCCUCACUCCUCCGAGUUUCCUCCGACAGAGGCUCCGCUGCAGACGCUUCACAUGGACGUGUGGGGCCCAGCCCGCGUUCGUGGACAGGGUCACGAGCGUUACUUCCUGCUGGUGGUUGACGACUACUCGCGUUACACCGCAGUCUUCCCCUUGCGCAGCAAGGGUGACGUCACUGAGGUGUUGAUCGCCUGGAUCCGCGCAGCUCGUCUCCAGCUCCAGGAGAGUUUCGGCUCGGACUUUCCUGUUCGGCGUCUGCACUCCGACCGAGGCGGAGAGUUCUCCUCUGACCUUCUGCGGGCCUUCUGUCGCGCACGAGGCAUCCGCCAGACCUUCACGCUUCCGGACUCUCCGCAGCAGAAUGGGAUUGCUGAGCGCCGCAUCGGCAUGAUCAUGGACGUCGCUCGUACGUCCAUGAUCCAUGCGCUGCCCUGCGCGUCGCGCCCUGCUGCAGCACGAACGUCGCGCCCUGCUGCCCUACACAGCGCGCGCCCUGCUACCCGCGCAGCCCAGGCCGAGCCGAGCCGCCCUACCCGACCCGAUCCGCCCUCCUGCUCGUGCUACUACUGCUGCUGGUGGAGGUGCUGCUAG